Xyrichtys novacula (pearly razorfish) is the source of this 2139-nucleotide messenger RNA. NCBI's taxonomy places the organism in Eukaryota, Metazoa, Chordata, Actinopteri, Labriformes, Labridae. The record is from the annotation of a GenBank genome assembly.
AUGGACAGCCCUGUUCCAGUGUUCUCGCCCACAUUAGAGCUCAAAGAUUUGCAAAACCGUGAACAAUCUGUUGUUAAAAUGGCAUCCACAGCAUGUGGACUAGAUACACCCACUCACAACGGUAAUUCAAAACGAACAUCUCCCCUGGUUCUCAGGUCUAAGUACUCCAGCAGGUAUGAUAGAGAAACUCAGGUAGAAAGAAAGGUCAGUGUGAAAGCUGAGCCCAGCAGUCCACUUGCAGACCCCAUGGACAUUAUCCGAAUCACAGUUGGAGAUGCGCUGCCCGUCAAUCUGAAAGACCUGCAGGCAAAUUAUGACCAAGGUUUAAGGCCAGAUGUCAAUUCUUAUGGUAAAAGGAGGGACCGGCCAGACAACAGGAGAUACCCGUUCAAGAAGAGCAAAAUGUUUAAAGAGCAUCCCCUGAUGCUUGAUGAGAACUUGCCAGUAGCUCAAAGUGCCAGCAGCGACGUAAACAAGAACAGUGUAGCGCCACCUCAGAACAAAGUCUUCAAAUGCUGGAACUGUUUAAAGGUUUUUAGGUCCAGCGCUGGAUUACAUCGGCACGUAAAUAUGUAUCACAACCCCGAAAAGCCGUACGCUUGUGACAUCUGCCACAAGCGCUUCCAUACCAACUUCAAAGUGUGGACUCACUGCCAAACUCAGCAUGGUGUGGUACAAAACCCGGCCUCAUCCUCCAGCUCCUCUGUACUGGAUGAGAAAUUUCAGAAGAAACUGAUAGACAUCGUAAGAGAGCGGGAGAUAAAGAAAGCUUUGCUCUGGAAGUUAAAGAGGAACAAGCAGGGUUUACAGUCUCCUGCACUUUCCAAAAAGAGGUCCAGGCCCAGCUCUAUUUGUCCUUACUGUGGGAAAGUCUUUGUAUUCCAGUCUCAGUACAGGCAGCAUUUAAGGACACAUCCUCCUGAGAAAGCCGACCAGGACACAGCGGACAGGAGCAUCAUCUACCAGGAACAGGAACAUGAGUUCAGUCAACAGAAGAACACAGACGCUGGUGUGUACUCCUGCAGGCUUUGUAACAUGAAGCUGUCUUCAAUCUUUGAACAGGGCGACCAUGAGAGGGGCUGUCGACAUGCAACUGUAUGUCCCUACUGCGGCCUCCGCUUCUCCUGCCCAACAGUCAAAAAAGACCACGAGACACAUUGUAAGUACAAGAAACUGACAUGCUUGGAAUGCAUGCGGACCUUCAAGUCAUCCUUCAGUAUAUGGCGUCACCAGGUGGAGGUCCACAACCAAAACAUGAUGACUGUUAAAGACCAGAUUCACCUGCAGCAACUAGGAAACGAUGAGGAGUCCUCUAAAAUGCUCACUGAGGAUGAUUACCAAGAAGAGCCUUUGGCAACCAGGGAUUUAAGAAAGACAGCCAGCUACAGUGACUCUGCAGGUCCACCAAUGUAUGACUCAGAAGACUCCUCAUCCUUUGUGCCUGAGGACCUGAGCAUGGGCCACCAUGGCAAGCUGGUUGUAAAAGAAGAGCCCUUAGAAGAGGCUGUGAGUGAGAGGGAGAACACAGAGGCUUCAAAAACUGGACCUGAAGAACCUGGCGUGUGGCCAUGUGAGAAAUGCGGGAACCUUUUCAGUUCUCGCAAAGAUCUGGAGCGGCACCAGGAGCUGCUCUGUCACAUCAAACCAUUCAUAUGUCACAUCUGCAACAAAGCCUUCAGGACUAACUUCCGCCUUUGGAGCCACUUCCAGUCCCACAUGUCAACCGCUAACGAACCUGGAGCCAAAGACGUUGACAGACAUUCCUCGCCCUCGUCUCCAUCCCCUCCCACAACCCCGCAGAACUCUGAACGUCGCUCCCCACAGGCCCCCGUGCUCAGGUCCACACAAACAGCAGCUGGAGCAGUGGCUGAAGAGUCCAGCAGCCCUGAGCCCUGUAGCUCUUCAGUCAAUCAGACAAAGAGGCCCGAACUGGAACAUCAACCCAGCAGCCACAGCCCUCUGUCAAGGUCCAACAGCAUGGAGAAUCCAGGCCCUCAGGAAUCAGACACGCUCUUUUACCAUGCACCAUCCCUCUCUGCCCUGACGUUCAAGAGGCAGUACAUGUGCAAACUCUGCCACAGGACCUUUAAGACUGCGUUCAGUCUCUGGAGCCACGAGCAGAGUCACAACCACAUGUGA